This is a messenger RNA of Cydia fagiglandana, 5425 nucleotides long. RefSeq names its product cdc42 homolog (gene Cdc42). The transcript has 5 exons. The record is from RefSeq and is a predicted model, not a curated record. NCBI's taxonomy places the organism in Eukaryota, Metazoa, Arthropoda, Insecta, Lepidoptera, Tortricidae. Gene Ontology annotation, biological process: Cdc42 protein signal transduction; endocytosis; establishment or maintenance of cell polarity. Bases 228 to 803 code for a protein of 191 amino acids. Gene Ontology annotation, molecular function: GTP binding; GTPase activity; protein kinase binding.
GACAGGGUACAGCACUAUUUCCGAUUGAUAAAUUAAAUCAAUGGCGUCACCGUGAACGUUAUAACCCGUAACGCGCUUUUUUGCAGUUAACUUCUAUAUUUACUGCGAUUUUAAGUUAAUAUUUGGUGUAUAUAUUGUUUCUACGCUGCAAGAUAAUAUUGCUGCCGAGGUUGAUAUGAUCAAGAAAUUAUUGUACAAACUAAUACAUUAGCGAGUGUUUCACCAAAAUGCAGACUAUCAAGUGUGUGGUUGUUGGAGACGGUGCUGUGGGCAAGACAUGCCUACUCAUCAGCUACACUACCAACAAGUUUCCCUCGGAGUAUGUGCCCACUGUUUUUGAUAACUAUGCCGUAACUGUCAUGAUUGGUGGGGAGCCUUACACUCUAGGGCUCUUUGAUACUGCAGGACAGGAAGAUUAUGACAGGCUACGACCACUGAGUUAUCCUCAGACAGAUGUUUUCCUGGUAUGCUUCAGUGUGGUGAGCCCGAGUUCAUUUGAAAAUGUUAAGGAAAAGUGGGUACCAGAAAUAACACACCAUCAGCAAAAAACACCUUUCCUAUUGGUUGGGACACAGAUUGAUCUUAGGGAUGACCCUGUUACUAUGGAAAAACUUGCUAAGAUAAAACAAAAGCCUGUCUCAUUAGAACAAGGAGAAAAAUUGGCAAAGGAACUGAAAGCUGUUAAAUAUGUAGAAUGCUCUGCACUUACACAGAAAGGGCUGAAGAAUGUGUUUGAUGAGGCUAUACUGGCGGCACUGGAGCCUCCAGAACCAGUGAAGAGAAAGAAGUGUGUGCUACUGUAAUAAGCGGCGACUGCGGGGCUGCGGUGCUGCGGCGCCGCGGCGCGAGCGGCGCCCGUCGCGACCUCAUGCACGUAUAAAACUAACACUGUAAUAUUCAACUUAUUUUUAUAAACUUAUAAUUAUUGAAUAUAUGCCAUAAACUAAAAAUAAUGAAUAUUACAAUACAACUUGGGUUUUAUGCUAAGACGUAUGUUAUUCAGGCCUUUACAGUUUUCCAUUUAUUAUUAUUUUUAACAUUUGUAAAGACUUUGUACCCAGUAUGUCUUGUAUACAAAUUAAAAUUAUUUAUAAAUAUUACAAAGUCUGAAAUAGGUAUUACUUGUUACUAAUGCUAAUUAAUAUUGGAAGAGACUUUGUAAUGAAGUCUCAUAAUAGAAAAUGUAAUUGCCUUUGCAGUGUUUGCUAAAAUUAAAAGCAACUUCAUGCACAAUUUUGCUAUGCACAGUAUAAUACUAUGCAUUUCUUAUGUUUUAAUAAUGACUUUAUUAAAUGUAAACUAAUAAGUUAUAAAAAAAAAUCAUUUACGCCUGUCUUUUGUGACAGCCGUCUAUAUUUGUGUGUUAUUUAUCUUAUUAAAAUGUGUUCUUAGUUUGUCCUUUAAAAUAAAGCUUUCUUUCCAUUAUUAAUAAAAUUAUUCCAGUCAAAUGUAUUAUGUGCCAGACUAAAUAACUAAUCCAGUUAUACACUCCUGGAGAUUACUUAUACCCUAAUGGUAUUUUUCCUGAAUUACAAACAAUAAAAUAUGCUUUAUAAAAUAAUAGUUUAUAUUAUCAUAAUAGGUCAUGAAAUGUUUACACUGAAGCUUGGGCUCAUAUAACUUGAAUAGGUAUAAAAAAUGCAUUCUCUUUGGUCAUAAUAUAUCAUUGUUCUAAUGGUCAAUGAAAAUGAUUACAUACUAUAUACCGGAUAAAUUCCUGUGGAUUAUUAUAUAAAUAAUAAUACCGGAAUGGUAUGGUAUAAAAUGUAUCAAUUAUACAUUUAUGAUUAGUAGUAUUGGUUACUAAUAACAAUGCAAUGCGAAUUUGACUGAAUUAAAUGUAUUCAUUCCAAGUAUUUUUUUUUUACAUUUUAAUAUCACUUUCUGUCUGAAUAUAAUGGGGAAGAACUGGACGUAAACACGGUAAUAUUCAGUACGAGGUACGAAGUUUAUCUUAAAUUUACCAAUUUAUUUCUUACUGUGUUUUUAUAUUAUAACCAGAGCUCGGAUAGGGUGAGCUAUUUGCCUUAUACAGGGCGUCCCACGGCUAUGCCACAUGGAGGGAAAGUACCCUAAAUAUUGCAGAUGGAACAUUUUACUGAAAGAAGACAUUAUUUUAAUUUAAAAACCAAUUUAAACUGCAUACAUAGAUUUUUAAAUAAUUACAUGGUUGAACCGGGAAUCGAACCCGCCGCACGAGAAAAAUAAUCAUCCUGUAGCUUUAUCAUACCGAUCGAAAGGCUUGAUCAUAAGGAUUAUUUUUUGCUAAAGAACAUAGUGUCAGAAACAAAAGGAAGACCAUGAAUUUUAACAUUUGAUGUGAAAUUUAGCGAAAUAAUCAAAAGAGUGCGGCUUUGUAUUCAACAGAAUGAGACUACAUUUUGAGCAUUUGAUCAAUUAAAUUGAUUAAUUUUGAAUUAAAAAUGUUAAAAUUCAUGGGCUUCCUUUUAUUUCCGACACUAUGUUAUUUAGCAAAAAAUAAUCCUUAUGAUCAAGCCUUUCGAUCGGUAUGAUAAAGCUACAGGAUGAUUUUUUUUCUCGUGCGGCGGGUUCGAUUCCCGGUUCAACCAUGUAAUUAUUUAAAAAUCUAUGAAUGCAGUUUAAAUUGUUUUUUAAAUUAAAAUAAUGUCUUCUUUCAGUAAAAUGUUCCAUCUACAAUAUUUAGGGUACUUUCCCUCCAUGUGGCAUAGCCGUGGGACGCCCUGUAUAUGACAUAAGACAUGUCAAAUUAUAAGGCAAAUAGCUCACCCUAUCCGAGCUCUGAUUAUAACAAUUUAAGUUUAUGGACUGGAUAGAUAAAGACAUCCGUAAUUGGUUUGAGUUGUGACUACAAAACCAGUUAGAACUAAUGUAAGGCAAUAUAAAAAUGGCUUCAACUAUCCCAUGGAUCCUCAUGGAAUGGAGUCCAUAAAAGUUUCAAUUCAAUUCCAUGCAACUUCUGGGGGAGGGGGGUAUCCUUCUUUAACGUUGAUUUUAGCGUUACAUUGUUACUUUAACCAGAUAAAAUUACCUACGUAGUCUAUUUAGUUUUUAUUACUAAUCUAUAAAUUACAUAGACUCGAAGUAUCGUUCGAUUGAUGAAGUUAGUUUAAUCGUUUUCAUUCGAUUGAGCUAAUUUUUAUACACACAUUGCAUUUUACAUGAAAGUGUUGAGCAGGCCGGGUAAUGAUGCCUUUAAGGUCUUUGGAAGUCUGCCUCAAACAAGCAAUCUAGCUGAGGCGCGCUAUGCCUGUCUGUAUUCCCCUUAUGAACCUAAAAAAAAUCACUUGUCAAAAUAAUGGAAUCAUUAUUAGAAUCUUAUUUAUACUCCAAUCUUAGUGCCAGUUGAAAAUCAGCAAUGAUAACUGACUCUAUGUCGAAAAUAAACAUCAAACGUUGAAAAUAACUUCAAAUUAAAGUAGUAAAGCAAUAAUAACAAAGAUUUUACACCGUUACAAACAGUAGCUUUGCUAGCAUCGCGAUAGUACGUAAGUGAUCGAAUGUUUUGUACCUUAUCUCGUCUGUAGAUAGACGGUGAUGACCGAAGCCAUGUUAACCUAAGCCUAAGUCCGUGGUUGUGAGGUGGCUGGCGACGGUUGCGCAAUCGACGUCCUGAUACCCAGGGCUCUCGUUCGCUCCUGCACUGAGGUGCCCACGUCAAACUGUGGGUUAGCCCAGACAAACUGUGCAUUAGCACCAACAAUUAGCAAUCAAACUGUUGUUUAUGUUAUGUUAAGUGUCUUCACCAACAAAUUAGCAAUCAAUCUAUAGUAGUUAUAUUAUCAAGUAUGUACAUAUAAGAUUGCUCAAACUCUGCUAACUCUGCACCGACUUUGAAGUGUGGUGAGGAAGUGCUACUAAAAAUGCUAUAAUUUCAUAACAAUUUGAUGUGUAUGGUGGUACUUCAACACUGUCACUUGCCAAGUCGGUGCAGAGGUAGAUUAGACUGACACUAGACAACUUUGACAAUAAGUUUGAUGUAGUGUGUACACAGUGGAAAGUUGUUUGUUUUAGUCAUCGAAUCUAUAAUAAUUAACAUUGCCUACUGUGCAAAGUAAUUUUACAACAUACAGCUGUAUAUUUAUUUUAAAUCUUGAUAAUAGUGGCAAUUAUUACAAAUAAGAUACAUAAAAGAGACUCACUGUUUUGUAAGUUAGGAAAAAUGGCGCUUGGUAGGCAAUGUUGAACAAUUAUAAAAAUCUGCACGGAAAUAUACAAACAAUAUACGAUUUGAUGUAUCAGUCUUGGGACACGAUUACAUUCGGAUGUCGUUAUUUUUAUAAACAAGACAAUAAUUACUAACGGGUCAUCCCCAGUUGAAUGUAUAGCUAUCUUAUUGAUUUCCAUAUUUGUAUUGGAUUCGUACAAUACACAUAUCAUCAUCAGUAGUUCAUCAUCAGUUAGCGUAUUCAAAUGUGUAUACUUGUUAAUAACAAGUACCAAUCUUAAGGGAGGUAUGACUAAAAUUGUUUAUAAGAGUCGAUAUAGAAGCGUUUUGAUUGAAUGACUCGAGUUCACAAUUUCAAUACCGCCCGUGUUACACACAAUGUUACGCAUCACACUUGCGAAGAAAAAAGUUUUAUGCAGAUAAAAUCGUCGGAUGACAAGCAAAAGUCACUAAGUACUAUCAAAAAAAUAAAGUAACAAUGCACUUUAUUACACUUGUAACACGGUUUAUUGUCCAAUAAUUUCAAUGGUGUGACUUUUGCUUAUCACUCGACGAAAUGUUAAUAGGUACGUACGGUAAAACUCACUUAUUUUAAAUAAAUAUUUGACUUUUGACCUUCUUGGUUCGUAAGACAUACAUAGUAAGUAACAUUACAGUUAUUUGAUAACUGUAAUGUUAUCUGUAAACGGUAAAGAGGGUAACAAUAAUAAACAAUUUUAGGGCAAAUGGCUUAUAAGUAAUGGUCUAAACCUACGUGUUAUACUGAUAUACCCACCACGAUGUAUAAGCAAGUGUGAUUAAAACACGUUACCUAUGUGUAACACAAUGCCUAGUUUAAAUUAAACUAGUGAAUAGUGGCGAAUCGGUGUAUUAUGGCGUCGACUGUGCAUUAGCAAUAAAUCGCGUUUUUAUAACUUUUGUAUAACUUAAGUUUAGAUCUAAACGCAAACCGUUAAACACAUGACUGAGAUGGUGCAAUAUAAAAGUAGUUUUUUGUAAUAAUUUCCGACCAACGGGGCUGUAAUCUUACAGGGUAUCUACCCUAGGCAUCUAAACAUCGUACCACUCUCCGAGGUCUCGUGUCGAGUUCUGUAUGAUUUCCUUGAUUAUCAUUAUUACAUACAAUACCAAGACAAGUUUACUGAAGUAUUAUUUUUGCAUUCAUCUUACGUGGGUUUUUUGACAUAUAUCACUUUAUUAUAUUGGAUAUAUUAUAUUUUCUUGUGUCCGCAAAGUAGUGUUAGGUGUAUAUUGAAUUAAAUAUAUAAGUUAAAAACA